AACGCCGUGCAUGCCUCUCCCUCGCUUACCAACUUUGAUACGAAACAACGAACAAUAAAAAUCAAAAAAAUAUUUUAACCUUCGAAAAUUAUAAAACGUAAAAACGAUUUUUAUUUUCGAGAAUUAAAAUUAAAUUUUUAUGUUUAAAAAAAGUGCUUCGAUUUUUUUAAAUUUAUUUUUUUAAGAAUGUGAUUUUUCGAAAAUAAAUACUGUGGUUUUUUACUAAAAGUGAUUUUUUCUCAGUGAAAUAAUAGUGUAAAUAUUUUUAUUUUCUGAAAAGUGUUUUUUUUUUGGUUGUAUAACAGUUUUAACGCAGUGAAAAGUUUUUUGAAGUUUAAACAGAUUGGGAAAAUUGUAGUGUAUGUGUUAUAACUGUUAAUUGUUCAUUAAGAAAUCUUUGAAUUGGUGCCAAAACUCUUGGAGAACAUGGCGCAAAAUCCUGGCUGCCAACGAACAAAAUGAGAGCAAUUCAAAUAAAAAUGCAAACUUAAAAAAGAAAGAUGGAUUUAAAAAUAAUAUUGACGACAUUAACAAUGUCGAUAAUAUGCGAACUAUGUCAUUCAACAGAUGUUUAUAGUAAUACCUCAAUAUCAAAAUUAGAUAGCAUAACAAAUUUAGAUAUUAAAACAAAAAGAGAUAACAAAUCCGACAAUGUUUUCGAGAUCGAAGAGUAUAUAAUGAAUACAACACUUAACAAAGACAAUGAAGAAAUACAAGAUAGUGAUAAUAGCACAGAGAUUUAUGAAGACGAUGAAAUUGAGACUCCUUGUGUUGGAGAGCCUGAGUACUGUAAUUUGACCAGACAGCAGUACUAUGAUAUGCUGAUCGAAUACAUAUUUCCUCAGCCUUAUGAGUGGGUGUUAAUAGCUACUCAUGCUAUAGUAUUUGUGAUUGGAUUGAUAGGGAAUGCGUUAGUGUGUAUAGCGGUGUAUAGAAAUCACUCGAUGAGGACUGUGACGAACUAUUUCAUCGUUAACUUGGCCGUGGCGGAUUUUAUGGUGAUUCUCAUUUGUUUGCCUCCCACCGUGCUGUGGGAUGUGACGCAGACUUGGUUCUUCGGGACUGCUAUGUGCAGAAUUGUGCUCUAUUUCCAGUCAGUAUCAGUGACGGUGUCAGUGCUGACGCUGACGUUCAUCUCGGUGGACCGCUGGUACGCCAUCUGCUUCCCGCUCAAGUUCAAGUCCACCACCGGCCGCGCCAAGACCGCCAUACUUAUUAUAUGGCUGUUGUCUUUAUUGUUUAAUGUUCCAGAGUUCGUGGUACUGCAAGUGCAGAUGAAGCUACAGCUGCGAUACAACGCUCAGUUCUUCAUGCAAUGCACUCCGACCUGGUCCGAUGACAGCGACCUCAAGUGGCAUAUCAUUAAAGCUUUGUUUUUGUACACAUUUCCAUUGUUCCUGAUGAUGAUAGCGUACUGUCAGAUCGUGAGGGUGCUGUGGAGGUCAGACAACAUCCCAGGGCAUACGGAGUCACAUACACUCUGUACUACUCCUACAGGGCAUAAUAACUGCAAGAAUUGGUUAGCAGCAAACCGUCGAACAACACCUUCGAUCCACACGAACGCGUCAACUGAGGGUCAGCUGCGCUCCAGGAGGAAGGCUGCCAAGAUGCUAGUGGCAGUCGUCGUCAUGUUCGCAGUCUGCUACUUCCCUGUGCACCUGCUGUCUGUGCUGCGGGUUGCAUACGACGUGCAACAAACAGAAGUGAUGACGUGCAUAGCACUGAUCAGCCACGUCAUGUGCUACGCGAACUCGGCCGUCAACCCUCUCAUAUACAACUUUAUGAGUGGUAAAUUCCGGCGAGAGUUCCACAGGUCAUACUUCAAGUGUUUCUGCUGCUGCCUCUCAGCCGCCUCCGCGGACCAGAAUGGGACAUCCUUCGCGCCAAUCGGCAGCUCUAGAGCCGGCACAACCAGGACCGUGGUUCGUCGCAACGAUUCCUACGUCAGCUACCGUCUCACCCACCUUUCUCCCUCAAACCACAACAUACAUCGAGAUUACAUCAGGAAUACCAACACUUCUUUCAUUGACCAAAUGAAUGGGAACCGCAGACCCAAAAUUAGGGACGAUUCUAUCAGCGAAUCAGGGACAAGAUUCACUCUAGCUACUGACGUCUGCAGGGAUUGACAACUAGGCAAAGAUCUUCUGUCUGAUAUACGUAAUAGAGAUGACAUUGAAACUUAUAUCGCGAGGAGUACCAACAGUAUUGAUUGUAAACCGUACUACGAUUGCUUCAAAGAUAGUAAAAUUGAGGAAAGGCAUAGUGAUAAUGCCGACUACAGACAUGUAGAUGAGUCAAAAGAUUCGUAUGACGAUGAUCUUAAAAACGGUUUCAAGUUUAAAUUCAAUCGCAGUUUGAAUAGCUGUCAGAUUAAGAAUAAAAGGAAGGUUAACAUAUACUAAGAUUUGUGUUGUGUUGACAGUCAAUUGUUUGUGAAUGUCUGUUUCACUGUCUGAUUCACCGGCUUUAUUAGAUUUUGUUACAUCAAAAGCUUCAUCUACAUUUGCAAAUUCUCUUAAUGAAUGAGGUACUUUAGUAAGUUCCCACAUAUCGUUAUUGCCGUAUAUUUAUUUGGCCUCAGUUUUCCGUCAAUUGAUGCGACCUUGUUCGUCUUGUGUCUUAUAUUUUUGGUUUUUCCUUAAUAAGAGUAAGUAUGUGACCUCAUUAUUGUCUCUGUGACGCAACUUUGUGCUACUUAUCGUGAAAUUGGAACCUUCUGGAAUAUCUUACGAGUUCAAUUUAGGAAGAAUAUGAAGGACAAACGUUUCGUUGCUAUUUUGAGCAGAAUUUUCAUCCGCAUUUUUAGAGAAAUUUUGCCAAAAAUUUUGACAUUUGAAAGAUUAAAGUUUACAUUCUAAAAUCAAGAUGAAACGUCUUGUAGAUGAAAAUGGUUUUAGUUUCGGUGAAACAGAUAUUUGCUGUAAUAUCUUAGUUUAAAGUGAAAGCUCUAGAUCUUGUAAAUAUUAUAUUGCUGUGGAUUCUCAAAUUGAGUUCUUCUAGAGAGUUCGGGUUACGGUUUAUUCAAUAUCACUUUACUCAAGAUCAAUUUAUACUAACUCUAUUGAAUUUAUCAAUCAAAAACGCUCUCUCUUUUGAAAGGCUUUAGAGUUUAUUUUACAAUGGCACGUAAAAAGUACUUAGACUGUUUUUAAAGUGAUUACUUUUUGAUCUUCAAUAUUCGGUAGUAUCUACCAAAUUAGAAGUAUAAAAAGCCUGUUGAAGGUUCAGAUUUACUAAAUUCUCUUAGCAACAAUUGCCUAAAGAUUACUUGGAAAAUAUCCUUAGUUCUCUAGAUUUCUUGAACGUGAUAUUGAAUAAGCAACAAAAAUAUAUGGACCAUAAUUUCUAUCGCUGAAUCCUUCAACGUGUUAAUCUUAAAUCUUGCAAAUAAAUUAAAUUUUAAUGUUCACAACUUCAGCAUAAUAUUUUUAUCUGUGAAACUUUUCCCUUAAAGCCGCGGCGUUAUCUUAAAGAAAAUAAAAUUAAUUUACUGGCUGAGAAGUGGCUGUAAAAAGUUUUUUUUUAUUGCAAGGAAAUUGCAAACUCGCAAAUUGAAAAAUGUGUGUACAAUUUUUUUUGCAUUUUUAAGGUGAAAUUCUCCGGUACAUCCGAUAAACUAUUAUAUUUCGCAUUGCAAAGUUUAUCGGAUUACAUCUGAAUUGUAAGUCAUCUGGGAGUUAAACAAAGACAUCGAUAAUUACUUCGACGUAGGUAUAUUAAUAUCGCGAAUGAUAAGAUUCCAUCUCAUACAUACUUUUAAAACAUCACACCAGCAAUGUAUCAAAGUACCGAAGUAAAACAUGAAACACUGAUUAUUUGAUUUUCCUUCUACCUUCUACUUAAGGUACGCUCAUUUGAGAGUUGUAGGUAACAGAAUUGAUACGGUAACGAGGAUCGAACACGUACCAACUCGUGUAACUUUAAGUUAAAGUUUUGGCUUGCAACUCCUGAACUACAUAGGUACAUACAUAGUGUGAACAGUUGUUGAUCCACUAACAAGACGUCUAAGAGUUCCUCGGACACUACAAACUUUUAGUCGGCCGAUACUUUGUUUGGGCCCGUGGUUUGCGCUCAUAAAUCAGUUUGAAGAUGAAUAGUAAUACGCACAUUACUAAAAAUGACAACUAUCGGGAAAAUGUCAACAACAACAGUAUGCUACUCUUACUUUUCAUCUCUUAUCCCCCAAGAUUGAAAUCAGGUACAAAUGUCUUCUUUGAAAGUUUUGAUACUCACGGAAAAUCCACCAGCAUGAAAGUACUGUCAUAGUUUUUUUUUUACUAGAAUAUAUGACCUGACCCGACUUGACCUGACGAAUCGGUCAUUGUGUGGUCACCGUCACGCUGGCGAUCCCUACCUAAACUAAUACGUUUUAUGAUACAUUUAACUUUCACACCUACAAUUCAAUAAUGAGUACCCAGCUUUACACUUUUAAAAUAACACCAUUUAUACGGUCUGUUGGCUUAAAUGUAUACAGGCUGUUGUUUUAAAUUCGUUUAAAAUGUUAAUUAAAUUACACACGAACAAAAUAAAAACAAAAUCCCUGUUUGUUUACUGAGUCCGCCAUAUUGGAUUUCUUGUUGUACAUCCGACGUCUUCGUGAAACAAGAUAUUUUAUGUUAUAAUUACAUUGUUAGUAAAUAAUACACUGUAGUGCAGGAAAUCGUGUGUUUAGAGAACUGAUCGUACACUGCCGGCCAUGUUUCUGUAUACGUUUUAUUUUUAGUUAAAACUAUUCUGUGUGAGUCAUGAUUUUUUCCGUUUAGUGUAUUUCUGCAUGAUUGAUAGAUUUCUCAGUUAGAAUUGGGUCUUAUGAAAUUUUUUAGGGUUUUUCUUUGUAAUCACAAAAUUCAAAUUCAAUGAUAAAUCACAAAUAUAUGCAUUACAUGACUUAUUUUUAUUUGGAAAAUAUAAUAAUAUAUGUACUUGAUUAUAUAUAGUUCCCUAAAUAAAUGUGUAUAAAUGUGACCAAAGCUAAAUUAAGAUAAAAUAAGAAAUGAAUGCAUUUCAAUACUAUUGUAAAUAAUUUUAAACUUUAUGUGUAUUGUCUUUUAGAUUUAAAAUAAAAUAGCAUUAUUGAGAUAACUUUGUAGAAAAACUUAAAAAUUUUGUUCUUGUAAAUUAAAUUAGAUAUUAAGACGAGAAGAAGAGAAUAAAAUUAUACUUUAUAUCUGUCGACUUCAUAACAUUUUUCGCAAAAAUUAAUUGGAUAAACAUGAUUUAUCUCGAGCGGCAACUCACAGUGUUUUUAUUUUUUACAAUAUUGAGUUAACUCGAGACCGCGUCUGUAUUGUUUCAUUUUAAAAACAUUUUUAUUUCAUAAAGAUAACAUCAAACAAUUGUUUUAAAAAUGGAAAAGAAACUAUUUUUUAAAACACCCUGUAUAUUUUUUAUGACAGUUUUUAACAUUUUUUCUUAUUUCUAUUAAUUGUUAUUUAAAAAUAGGCGACUUACGAUAAUUAUGUGUACCUAACAUAAUAUAAAGGCAGAGGCUAACUUUUAAUAAAAACGUGUAAAAUAUCUAACUGUCUAAUUUUUAAAUAUUUAAUAAAAAAAUGUUUUAUACGUGAUCUCUAGAUGUAAUAUACAGAAUAUACUUAAUUAUAUCUAAAUGUAUAAAUAAAGAGAAGGAAGCAAAUAUGAGGAUUUUAAAUCAUCAAAUAUAAAUAGCAAAGGCUAGACGCAAUUUAAAAUAAAACAGAAAAAAUUGAGAAAUUCCUAAUUUUAGGAAGUUAAAUAAAAAAAAUACAACACAUGAAAAAAACACACUAUAAUAAGAAGAAAAAAAAACUAUUAUUUAAAUGCAUCAAGCGUUUGCUAUCUACAUUCAAAAAUUAAGGCAAAGUCUGUGAAAAAAUAUUGUAGUAAAAAACUAAGAAAUAAAAAAGUUCCUUUUUCUUGAAUUGAAUCUUACCUAACAAGGUCUGGAUUAUCUGUUAGGUUCUUCCCUUCUUUUUACCUAAAUCAAUUUAGUAUAUUACGCCUAGUCGUGGAUGAAAAAGGAGUUCCUUGUCUAAUAUAAUAAAAAGACUACAUUUCGAAAAACUUUUUCAAAUAAAUAGUCAAGAUUUUCUAUCUUUCGUACAAUUUGUUUUUUUUUUUAUCUAUGAAUGACUUAGAGUACCCGCUCAAACAUUUAGUCGGCAGCUUGUUUGGGAUUUUAAAUCAGUAUGAAGAUGAAUGGUAGUACCCACAUUACAAAGAUCAGAUAUUUAGCCGGUAUCACACCGACUGAAAAUGUUGAUUGGAAUCAAUAAUUUCGAAAAACUUUCGCUUUACUGUGCUACAAUUUUAUGGAGAAUUUUAUCGAUAUAAGUAAAUGAUUAUUUUUCACAGUGUAAACUAAGCCUUAAUUGGUUAGUAAUUGGUUGAACUAACAAUGAAGAGUCUUAAGAAAUAAUCUUAAAAUAUUGUAAAUAAAUGUGAAAACUUUCGAGCUUUUCUACUUUAGAUAUAUUUUAUUAGUACCUAAAAUUUAGAGAGGAAUGGUAUACGGCAGAAAUGUAUUUAUUUAAAA
Messenger RNA from Helicoverpa armigera (cotton bollworm), 6514 nucleotides. It is a transcript of the gene NGR-A5, whose product is annotated as orexin/Hypocretin receptor type 1. Bases 501 to 2126 code for a protein of 541 amino acids. Gene Ontology annotation, molecular function: orexin receptor activity. Gene Ontology annotation, biological process: G protein-coupled receptor signaling pathway; feeding behavior. The record is from RefSeq and is a predicted model, not a curated record. The transcript has 8 exons. Gene Ontology annotation, cellular component: membrane. NCBI's taxonomy places the organism in Eukaryota, Metazoa, Arthropoda, Insecta, Lepidoptera, Noctuidae.